Molecule: messenger RNA, 2541 nt
Organism: Sarcophilus harrisii (Tasmanian devil)
Lineage: Eukaryota; Metazoa; Chordata; Mammalia; Dasyuromorphia; Dasyuridae
Gene: RAB31
Product: RAB31, member RAS oncogene family
Exons: 7
Coding region: 286-873 (195 amino acids)
Molecular function (GO): GTP binding; GTPase activity
Source: RefSeq, a predicted model, not a curated record
UCGUCCGCGGCUGCCGCUGUGGUAGCCGUGGUAGUGGUGGUGGCGGCGCUGGGGCUGGGGCUGGAGCUGCCCAGAAAUAGCAGCAGCUGGUUUCCGCUCCCUGGUUGGCUAAGAGAGAAAGACAGAGACAGAGAGAGAGAGAGAGAGAGGGAGAGAGAGAGGGAGAGAGAAAGCCCAAGCAGUAGAGAGGAGCCGGGGGCGGCGGCGGCGGCGUUGUCUGCGCGGGACACCCGGGGAUUCCUCCCGGAGAAUGCAAGCCCCCUGCCCUGUCCCAGCCCCAAGCAGAUGAUGGCGAUACGGGAGCUGAAAGUGUGUCUUCUCGGGGAUACUGGGGUUGGAAAGUCAAGCAUUGUUUGCCAAUUUGUGCAGGAUCACUUUGACCAUAACAUCAGUCCUACAAUUGGUGCUUCUUUCAUGACUAAAACUGUGCCUUGUGGAAAUGAACUUCAUAAGUUCCUCAUCUGGGAUACAGCUGGUCAGGAACGUUUCCAUUCAUUGGCACCCAUGUACUAUCGGGGAUCUGCAGCAGCUGUUAUAGUAUAUGAUAUCACUAAACAGGAUUCUUUUAAUACCUUGAAGAAAUGGGUGAAAGAAUUAAAAGAACAUGGUCCAGAAAACAUUGUAAUGGCCAUCGCUGGAAACAAAUGUGAUCUCUCAGAUAUUAGGGAGGUUCCUAUGAAGGAUGCUAAAGAAUAUGCUGAAUCCAUAGGUGCAGUUGUAGUCGAAACCAGCGCAAAAUGUGCUAUUAAUAUUGAGGAACUCUUUCAAGGAAUCAGUCGUCAAAUCCCACCCUUGGAUCCUCAUGAAAAUGGGAAUAACGGAGCAAUCAAGCUUGGCAAGCAGACACCACAAGCAAGCAGGAGAUGUUGCUGACCCCAUGGGAUAUCAUCUGAUGUACUUGAAGAACUCAAAUCCCAUUUUCUUGUGCACUGACUGAAGGACUUCCCACUCUUGGUGACUUGGUGCCUUGCUUAAAAAAAAACAAACCCAGUUCUGCAUUAUGAGAAAUAUGCAGGCAUCACAGUCAGAAAGGAUUUAGCAGAAAUUUAUAUUGAUGGAUUGGAUUAUACCAAAUUCAUCUUGUCCCCCUCUCCUCCCUUUCUCUCUCAUUCUUCUUAGAACAGUGGUUUUCACUGAGUGGGUGAAGGAAGGGAGUGGGUGGAUGACAAGUAUAUAAUGAGUUCUCUGUUAAACCCUCCCAAUACUCAAGUUUUAUAAGAAAGAGGAUGUAUUUUUGUUGGCUCAGUUUGCGUGGGGGAUUCUGGGGUAAAUCGUUCUUCUCUGACUUCCCAGUUGGUCUGGUCUCACUGCUGGAGUUUUUUCAGUAUCACUGCCUUUGUGGAUGACCUAAUCAGGCACAUGUAAAAGUUAGCUAAUGAGGCGAUAACUUUUUAAAUGGUUUUAGAACUGAGCCUGUUUUUUUUUUUUUUUAUUUUAAAUUUUAGAUUUGUACUAAAAAAUUUCUUUUAAAGAAAAAAAUAGAAUUUAGUCCGUACUUCCCACAUUUUCUAUAGAGAACAAGAAGAGUAUUGUCCAACUACCCCCAAACUACAGAUUUGCACAAUUUGCUGAAAAAGAGGAAGAGGAAAUAUUUAUUUGAAAGAAAGAAAGAGAAGCAAAGGAGAUGGAAGAAACAAAAGAUGGAAGAGAAAUUGUUUUUUAGAUCCCUGCUUUUUUUCCCCUCAGUGUUUAGCAUUAUACACAUUUUGAGUUUCAGGUACAUAUAGUGUGACAAAAUUGAGAAAACUGCUACAAAUGACUUGGAGAUUCAGCAGGCCUAGUUUCUGAAAACAACAACAAAAUAAAAAAGGUAUUUCCAUGUAAGAAUACAUAUGAACAGAGAGUAAGAAAAGAACAGAGACAUUUUUAAAAGAGGUACUACCUACUGCAUAUUGUUUUGAUGGACAGGGAGCUCAAAGCACAGAGUAUUUCCUUGCUAAUUGAAUCUGUCAUAGUUUCUUAAUCAAGUUGAGAAUUAAAGUUAAAAAAAAAAACAAACAAACAACUGCAGACCAAACCAUUGGGCAAAUUUCUGAUGAAGGAAGAAUAGUUGAGCAAUUAGCCAGAGUGAGUGGCAGAUGCUUUAGGCUUUUAGACACUUUAAAACUAUUAGACCAAAAAAAGCAUUAAAAAAAUAAAAAGAUAUUCUGCAGAUUCCUCCAUAUUCUGUCAAUGCAGCACUUCAUCAUGUCUGCACAAAGAAUGGGCCUUGGUAUGGCCUUCCUGACCCUGAUUCUUUUCCUUCUUCUGUGACAUAGAAGGAUUUGAAUAUCCUUUUUGUUUGUUAAGUUUUGAAAAGAGUACUUGGAUGUAGUGAAGAGAAAAAUUGAAGGCUAAGAUGGAUAAGGAAAAAAGUGUAGUUUUUCCCUAAGUCCAAAUACUUCUAACAUUCCAACUUUUUAGCAAUCUAGGAUUGAAUACUUCUUACCAACCUUCAAAUUGGGACAGAAAUUUUAAUACCUCUCAGAUGUAGGUAGGGAAUAAGAGAUUACGAUAGAUGGGACCUUAGAGAUCAAUGAGAUCUUUUUUUUUUUUUUUUUU